UUAAAUGUCAAACCGCACAGUCAAAGAAUGUCUCGGUAGAGCGUCAACGUAUUCUAUUUUAAAAUUGGAAUAUUUAUCUUUUUUAAAUUCGGUGUGUCAAAGACAAUAGAACAGUGGGACGAAGUGGCUGGAAACAAAAUGUUUGGAAGCAGAAGUGUUUUCUUUUUUAGUCUAUUCGCGAUGGCAGCGAUUCUUGACGGCCAGACCUUGGAUGAUCUCUCCGGCCCAACCCAUGGCAAGGUGGUAGUCUGCUACGUGGCCACCUGGGCAGCCUACCGACCAGAACUGGGCAAGUUCGAACUGGACAAUCUGGACCCGGGGCUGUGCACGCAUCUGGUCUACUCUUUUGCUGGGCUGGAUGAACAUGCAAAUAUUAUUAAGAGUCUUGACCCCUGGCAAGACUUGGAGAAGGAUUACGGCAAGAAUGGAUUCAAACGGCUGGUGGCACUCAAGCAAAGAUACCCUCAUUUGAAGGUAACGAUAGCCAUCGGCGGGUGGAACGAGGGUUCCCUCAAGUACUCCCUGAUGGCCGAGGAUCCAGAAAAGAGGAGCAAGUUCGUCAAGAGCGUCAUGCUGUUCUUAGAUAUGUUCAAGUUCGACGGUCUGGAUCUCGACUGGGAGUACCCGGCGAGAAGAGAUGGCAGACCCAUAGACAAAGUCAACUAUGUCUCCUUGGUCAAAGAGCUCAAAGAAGCGUUCGAGCCCAAAGGCUACAUCCUCACAGCGGCCCUCGGGGCUGGUAAAGAGACUAUGGAUGCGGCAUAUGAGCUGUCCAAGCUCAGCAGAUACCUGGACUUCAUCCACAUGAUGUGCUACGACUACCACGGCACGUGGGACGGCGUGGUGGGCGCCAACGCGCCGCUGACGGGGCUCAGUGAGGAGGACGUGCUUAGCAUUGAAUACACAAUCAAGUACAUGCUGUCGCACGGAGUGAGUCCGUACAAGAUGGUGCUGGGUCUACCGAUGUACGGCAGGAGUUUCGUCCUGACCGACCCAAGCACUAAGGACAUCAUCUUCGGAAAGACUCCAGCCCAGAGCCAAGGGUUCAAGGGGCCUUACACGAGAGAGGCUGGGUUCUUGGGUUAUAACGAAAUUUGCAUGGAGAUGUCGAACUCUUCCUCCAAGUGGACGCAGCACUGGGACGCCGGGUCUCAAACCCCGUACCUCCGCGACGGGAGCCGCGUCAUCAGCUACGACAACGCCAGGUCCAUCGCUAUCAAAGUCAAAAUGGCAAUGGACUACGAGCUCGGCGGCCUGAUGGUGUGGAGCAUCGACACGGACGACUUCCUGGGCCGCUGCCAGCCGGAGUCGGACCCCUAUGUGGACUUCACCGAGCGCUUCCAGAGGAUACACAAGGAUCCUGUCAUGACGGUUGUGCUGGAGCGGCUUAAUUUGCCUGAUGGUACCCGCCGUGAAUACCUCAACCGCCGUUCUGCCUACGUCCUCGACAACGGCGUACUAAACCUGCGACUACCAGAGCGUCAGAAAACUAACUACGCUCUAAUGAGGACGAUCAACGAAGCCACCUCAUUGGCUAUCGAAGAGAAGAUGAUCCUGGACGAAAUGCACAAGGUGGAGAAAGAGAACGAGAUAGAUGUGACAGAGAGAGCGAAGCCUGGCGCUGGAGUGGUGACAAGCGCGAGUGCACUGACUGUAGUGAUGAGUUGCGUUGUGUUGGCUAGGAAUUGGUGAUGAGAUGGUUUGAUUAUGAGUGAUUCUGAAAGGUAA
Plutella xylostella (diamondback moth) is the source of this 1728-nucleotide messenger RNA. It is a transcript of the gene Cht2, whose product is annotated as Chitinase 2. Gene Ontology annotation, molecular function: chitin binding; chitinase activity. Gene Ontology annotation, cellular component: extracellular region. Gene Ontology annotation, biological process: carbohydrate metabolic process; chitin catabolic process. The record is from RefSeq and is a predicted model, not a curated record. NCBI's taxonomy places the organism in Eukaryota, Metazoa, Arthropoda, Insecta, Lepidoptera, Plutellidae.